CCCGUUUCUCCUCCUUCUCCUCGCCAGCCUCCUCAUACCGAUCCUCCUGGUCCUCCUUCCCCCCUCCGUAGCCAUUUUGGCUCAAGCUUGUCUCAAGCCCCCUGGUCGCCAUUUGACCAUUUGCCUGCGUUCAUGGCCGGUCCGGGUGCUGUUGCUUGAGAAGAAUGGCGCGGGAGGGCGGGGGUGUUGCCCUUCCGAGGCGUUCGCUUGGCCAGCGCAAGGCUGCCUGCGACUGGGCCCGUCGCCCCGCCGACAGGGCCGUGGUCAGGCUGUCCGAGAAACUCGCCCGUGCCAAGUCGGAGCUGGACGCCGUUGUGGAGACGCUGGACGGGCUUCUGGGCAGCGCGGAGGAGGCGGGGCGCGUGCGCGCCAUCCUCCCAGCGCUGACGGCAUUGCUUGAGGGGCGCUCUGCUGGGUGGCCGGCGAGGCUGCGCAGGAACGCGGCGCUUCAUCCUGUUGCGCCAGGCGUCACCAUCGACAUGGCGGACGCGUCCACUCUUCGGAAGGCUCAGCACGGGCCUCGUCUCGAGUCCAGAAUCGGCGUCCUCUCGAAGCAUGCCGCGCCCUUCGUGCCUGGCGGCGGAUACUGGUGCGGGCUGGCCGACGUGGAUUCGUCGUUCAUCACUUGGCGAGGAGCCCAAUUUUGUCGCGGAGCAGUUUCAGGAGCAGGAGUUCGUCCCUACGCAGCGGUGGACGACUCUGGCCAGGUUUGGUUCACUUUAUCCACCUGCAAGGCCUUCGGGAGCCACUCUGCGAGUCCUGCGAUCCUGGCCUUUCCCAUCUCACGGUCGAGGAGCAGGAGGCGGAAAGGCUGUCUACGGAAGUCGCGCUCCCGCUGCGUCGCGUAGCGCCUGCGUGCUCCGAUGGGCCUUAUUUGGGGUGCGCUGCCACGGUGCCACAUGAAGGGUGAUUUGUGCGCUCCGACAUGGACGCCUUCGCGUCCAGCUGUGGUGGCACCGUCGUGCACGCUAACUGCGAGACUGCCUCCUGCGAUGGUGAGGGCCUCAGCAACAUGUUCUUCACGGUGGUGGCGUCCAGCUUCCCAGCUGCGAGGGGGGGCCAUCUGGAGACGUGCGCCGUCGUCCACGCGUUCCAGGCCAUCGACGCCUUCAUCAUCGCGCCCUUCGCGCGUGUGACUGUUGCUUUGUCGUCAUCGCUGAGUCCGACGGAUCGGACUCCGAAGCGCUCUGGCGCAAGGACUACGACAUGCUCCUCUGCCCCUUGUGCUGGCCUCCGAAGCUGGAGCAGCGGUUCACCGUUGCGGCGCAUAUUCUGUGAAGUGCUUUCUUCGCGGGCUGCCUGGCCCUGGUGCGGGACCAUAGCCAGGAGUUGUCGCUUUCCCUGUUCGGCAUCGUCGACGUCGGCUUCGACUCCGCGUGCUUCGUUAAGUUCACGGGGCGCGCGUGCCUGGAGUUCAUCGUCUUCGGCGGGGUCGUGCACGGGAGGAGGGAAGAGUGGUGCACCUGCAGAAAGAAUG
Molecule: messenger RNA, 1477 nt
Organism: Prorocentrum cordatum
Lineage: Eukaryota; Dinophyceae; Prorocentrales; Prorocentraceae
Source: the annotation of a GenBank genome assembly